Messenger RNA from Mangifera indica (mango), 1001 nucleotides. RefSeq names its product chlorophyll a-b binding protein 6A, chloroplastic. Gene Ontology annotation, biological process: photosynthesis, light harvesting in photosystem I; response to light stimulus. The transcript is spliced from 4 exons. The record is from RefSeq and is a predicted model, not a curated record. Lineage: Eukaryota; Viridiplantae; Streptophyta; Magnoliopsida; Sapindales; Anacardiaceae. The coding region runs from base 237 to 845 and encodes 202 amino acids. Gene Ontology annotation, cellular component: membrane.
CUACCCUUCCUUCUCCUCUUUAACCCUUCCUUUGUCCAUUUUCAUCACCACUACUCUUCAGAAAACUGAAAAACUGACUCUUCUUCGCCAAAGUUCUAACAAUGGCUUCCAAUACAAUAAUGAGCUGUGGCAUCGCCAACACUGCGUUUCCUUGAGUUCUCUCCUCUUCUAAAUCUAAAUUUGCCACUGCCGUUUCGCUUUCUUGUUCUGGUGCCUAUGCUACUUCACGUUUCUCCAUGUCUGCCGACUGGAUGCCGGGCCAGCCCCGCCCGCCUUAUCUCGAUGGUUCAGCUCCAGGUGACUUUGGAUUUGACCCUCUUCGGCUUGGUGAGGUCCCUGAGAACCUUGAGAGAUAUAAGGAGUCUGAACUCAUUCACUGCAGAUGGGCUAUGCUUGCUGUUCCAGGGAUCCUGGUGCCAGAGGCAUUGGGAUUAGGCAACUGGGUAAAGGCUCAAGAAUGGGCUGCAAUUCCUGGUGGACAAGCAACUUACUUAGGUAACCCAGUUCCAUGGGGCACUUUCCCCACCAUUCUGGUCAUUGAAUUCCUCGCCAUUGCCUUUGUUGAGCACCAAAGAAGCAUGGAGAAAGACCCCGAGAAGAAGAAGUAUCCCGGUGGUGCUUUUGAUCCCCUGGGAUUCUCCAAGGACCCCAAGAAGUUUGAGGAGUACAAGGUUAAAGAGGUCAAAAACGGACGGCUGGCAUUGUUGGCAUUUGUGGGUUUCUGCGUGCAACAAUCGGCUUAUCCAGGCACAGGGCCAUUGGAGAAUUUGGCAACUCACUUGGCUGAUCCUUGGCAUAACAACGUUGGGAACGUUAUCAUCCCCAGAGGGCUUUUGCCUAAUUAAACUUUGAUCCAUAUAUAUCCACUGUAGAAUCCCAUAUGAUGAAACAAUUUUCAUAUAUUUUGACUCUCAUGAUUGGAAGUAAUUCUCUACCAAUCACUUGUAAUACUGUGGAGAUUAUUACAACAGUUGUGGUUUAUGGAUAAUAUUCUACUCAAA